GCAAUAAGGAGAGUAGAAGGAGGAGAAAGGAAAAGCGAGACCAACGACGGGACGAGUGACAAUUCUGUGGUGUAUCGCUUGCAAAAGACUCGAGGUGGCAUAAGAGGAGGAUCGGUAGAUUCGCGCGAAGAGAAAGUUACCAAGUUGUAUCGAUAGUCUCCAAAACGACGCGCGGAGGACAUCAAACGCGAUGGUGGAAGUUUUGUUGGAGCAGUGUGGCCAGGACGUGGCCGUGCCUGAGAACGGAUGCAAUCUAAACGAAAAUUCGACGGAAUGCUCGCCCAGUGACAAUUGCGACUCGACCGUCGAGGUGUCCAAACUAACGCCCAUACAAAAAUUCUACAAUGGCGAGAGCAUCUUCGUGACCGGCGGCACGGGAUUCAUGGGCAAGCUGCUCGUCGAGAAACUCCUCCGCGAGUGUCCUGGCAUCUCGUUCAUCUAUUUAUUGGUACGCUCGAAAAAGGGCAAGGACGUCCAUCAGCGCAUCGAGGAACUGUUCGACGAUCCGGUUUUUGGUCGAUUGAAAGAGCAGCAUCCGAAGUUCAGGCAUCAAAUUGUAGCGAUUUCUGGGGACUGCUACCUCCCUGGGUUGGGGAUCUCUCCUAACGACAGAGCUACAUUAAUUAGAGAAGUCUCGAUCUUCUUCCACGUCGCUGCGACCGUCAGGUUCGACGAGAAGAUGACAGUCGCGGUGCCCAUCAACGUGAGGAGUCCCAAGGCAGCGCUGAAUCUGUGCAAAGACAUGCCACGUUUGAAGGCGUUCGUGCACGUGUCGACGGCAUACGCGAAUUGUCCGCUGACCAGGAUCGAGGAGAGGGUGUACGAACCACCGAUGGACGGAGAUCAAUUGAUCGCUCUGACGGAGUGCUUGGACGAGAAAUUGUUGGACGAGAUUACUCCGCGAUUACUGGGUAUAUGGCCGAAUACGUACACUUUCACAAAAGCAGUGGCCGAAAGUAGCGUGAAGAAAGAUGCCGGUGACAUGCCCGUGGGCAUAUUUCGUCCCUCAAUUGUGAUAUCGACGUAUCAGGAACCACUCCGUGGAUGGAUCGAUAAUCUAUACGGACCGACAGGCGUUGCGGCUGGCGCAGGUACCGGGAUCCUUCGAUCGAUCCACUGCGACGGUUCGAUAGAGGCCAACGUUGUGCCCGGAGAUUUAACGGUAAACGCUCUGAUAGCCUGUGCUUGGGACGUAGCAAACCGUCGAAGAUCCUCGAUCACGCCCGGUGAGAAGAACAACGACGUGCCGGUGUACAAUUUCGUCUGCAGGGACAACUCCAUCACGUACGAUGAUCUGAAAAUCAAGUCCGAGAAAUACGGGCUCGAGUACCCGACCGGAAAGGCGAUAUGGUAUUACAGCUUCCGCAACAACAAACACAAACUGAUCCACUUGUUGUGCGUCUAUAUAUUGCACUUGAUGCCCGCCCUCAUCAUCGACACCAUCACAGUUUGUGUUGGCAAGGAACCCAGGAUGAUGAAGAUCUACAAAAAGAUACACAAAUUUAUGGACGUGCUAAAUUACUUCACCACGAGGCAGUGGGACUUCAUCAACGACAAUUUCAGGUCGGUGCUCGCCAAGAUGAGCCCCGAGGAUCGCGAAAACUUCGCCUGCGACAUCACGCGAGUCGACUGGGACAAUUACUUCCGGUUUUACAUACAAGGGAUUCGCAUGUACCUGAUAAAAGACCCGAUCGAAACUCUCGAGAAGGCUCGCAUUAAAUGGCACAGAUUAUAUUGGGUCCACCAGGCGUUCAAGCUGAUUCUGUCUUACGUUCUUUUGCGAAUAUGUUGGAUGUCGGUAGUUUACGUGUUGCGGGCUUACACGCGGCAAUCCGCGUAGCCAGUGUACGAGUGUAUUGAUAUAAUUAUUAAUAUUGCGUACGUGCAUGCGUGUGCGUGAGUGUACAGCGUCGAAUGGAUUAUUAGCCGUCGAAUCGAAUCGUGUCGACGCCGUUCGUCGGAUUCUAUACGGUGGCCCCCGCGUCUUUAGCCAAAAAAAUCACGCGGCCAACCUUCUGGUAUUUUGGACAGCUCGCGAGAAACGAGCGGGAAGAACAGGAAAGGGAUCGAAACAACCGACGCCGUGGUCGUUUUCUCGUUUGGACGUCUACGACAGCCGGGGAUCGUGGGACUCUUUCCGAGGAGGGCUGGAUAGUAACAAUUUUGGCCCCCGCGGGCCAAGGAAUAAUAUCGUGAAAAUUAACUGCGUACUUAUUUAUAAAAUGGAGAAUAAAAAUUUGUACAAUUUUUGUAUCAACAACGUACAGAAUAUAAUUGUAUAUAAACAGGCUCUUUAGGAAAUUAA
Colletes gigas is the source of this 2305-nucleotide messenger RNA. RefSeq names its product fatty acyl-CoA reductase wat-like. Gene Ontology annotation, biological process: long-chain fatty-acyl-CoA metabolic process. The record is from RefSeq and is a predicted model, not a curated record. Gene Ontology annotation, molecular function: alcohol-forming very long-chain fatty acyl-CoA reductase (NADP+) activity. Lineage: Eukaryota; Metazoa; Arthropoda; Insecta; Hymenoptera; Colletidae. Gene Ontology annotation, cellular component: peroxisome. The coding region runs from base 191 to 1840 and encodes 549 amino acids. The transcript is spliced from 9 exons.